This is a messenger RNA of Paramecium tetraurelia, 456 nucleotides long. RefSeq lists its product as uncharacterized. The record is from RefSeq and is a predicted model, not a curated record. NCBI's taxonomy places the organism in Eukaryota, Ciliophora, Oligohymenophorea, Peniculida, Parameciidae. Gene Ontology annotation, biological process: protein transport; vesicle-mediated transport. Gene Ontology annotation, cellular component: intracellular membrane-bounded organelle. The transcript is spliced from 2 exons.
AUGAUUAAAGUUUUUUUAAUUGUAAAUAGCAGUGGAAAAAUUCGUAUUCGUCGUUUUUACGAUGAAGUGGAGUUCGCUAGAUAGCAAUAAAUUGAAUAAAAGUUAGUAUAAUUGACAAGCAAAUUAAGUCCUAAUAGUUGUAAUUUCUUUAAGGAUCUGGAUGGAAUAUAUGACAAAAAAUGUAAAAUUGUUAUGAGAUUUUUCGGAACUUUGUAUUUCAUUGCAGUGAUUGAUGAAGAUGAGUCUGAAUUAGGUGUUCUUGACUUAAUUUAAAAUAUCGUGGAUCUAAUGGACAAGAUCUUUGAAAAUGCAUGCGAACUAGAUGUCCUUUACCAUCCAGACAAAAUGAAUGCUUUGAUCGAUGAAAUUAUUGUGGCAGGAAUUGUUGUUGAAACAAAUAUUAUGGAUAUACAAGAAGCACUCAAAUAGCAAGAGACUCAAAUUAAAAAUAAAUGA